AUGUCCAAGUACUUCACCGAGGUUAAGGAAUUGCCCCCCGAUCCCCUUUUCGGCUUGAAGGCAAGGUAUGUUGCCGACUCGAGGCCUGAUAAGGUGGACUUGGGCAUUGGCGCCUACAGAGACAACAACGGCAAGCCCUGGAUCUUGCCUGCCGUCAGAGAAGCAGAGAGAAAGUUGAUCAAUUCUGAGGGCUACAACCACGAGUACCUCUCGAUUUCCGGCUACGAGCCCUUCUUGAAGGAGAGCGCCAAGGUCAUUUUGGGUGAAGACUCUCCUGCCAUCAAGGAAGACGCCGUGGUGUCCCAGCAGUCCUUGUCGGGAACGGGCGCUUUGCACUUGGCUGGUGCGUUCCUCAAGCAAUUCUACGCUGGCAACCAUACCAUCUACUUGUCCAAGCCCACUUGGGCAAACCACAACCAGAUUUUCACGUCGUUGGGCUUCAACGUCGAGACCUACCCUUACUGGGAUGCCAAGCAGAAGAAACUUGAUCUCGAGGGCUACCUUGCCACAAUCAGAUCCGCUCCUAGAGGCUCCAUCUUCCUCUUGCACGCUUGUGCACACAAUCCAACUGGCUUGGACCCUACUGCCGAGGAAUGGACCCAAAUCUUGAAGACUAUCGCUGAACACGACCACUUGCCCUUGUUUGACUCCGCCUACCAGGGCUUCGCUUCCGGUGACUUGGAGAGGGACGCCGCCCCAAUUAGAGAAGCCAUCAGGUCGGGCGUCAUUUCCACGCCUAUUGUCAUUUGCCAGUCUUUUGCUAAGAAUGUCGGUAUGUACGGCGAAAGAGUGGGUGCAAUCCACGUUGUGUUGCCUCUCAGUGAGUCUGCAAGCAUCAGAGACCCCUUGAAGCGUGCGAUCAAAUCGCAAUUGAACAAGUUGACGAGAUCUGAGAUCUCCAACCCUCCAGCUUACGGUGCCAAGAUUGUGGCUACCAUUCUCACCGACGAUUCUUUGAGAAAACAGUGGCAGGAGGACCUUAUCACCAUGUCGCUGAGAAUCAUUUCCAUGAGAAAGGAGUUGAGAAGGCAAUUGGAAGAAUUAGGUACCCCUGGUACUUGGGAUCACAUCACUAACCAGACGGGUAUGUUUUCCUUCACUGGCUUGACCCCAGACAUGGUUGCCCGUUUGGAGAAGACCCAUGGUGUUUACUUGGUCAGCUCCGGUAGAGCUUCUGUUGCCGGGUUGAACGAGAACAACGUGUCAAAGGUUGCCAAAGCUUUUGAUGAGGUCAUCAGACACUUCUCCAAGUCCAAGUUAUAA
Molecule: messenger RNA, 1263 nt
Organism: Candidozyma auris
Lineage: Eukaryota; Fungi; Ascomycota; Pichiomycetes; Serinales; Metschnikowiaceae
Gene: AAT21
Product: aspartate transaminase AAT2
Exons: 1
Coding region: 1-1263 (420 amino acids)
Biological process (GO): L-aspartate biosynthetic process
Cellular component (GO): cytosol
Molecular function (GO): L-aspartate:2-oxoglutarate transaminase activity; pyridoxal phosphate binding
Source: RefSeq, a predicted model, not a curated record